UUGUCGAAUACACACUAUAACUCGUUUAGUCAAGAUUGGUGUCUAACUGAAUGCAUUUUCUUUAAGGUAAUUGCCGCAGCUAAUCGGGCAUUAGCGGCAGUUUCAGUAUAUUUCUUGAACUCACAAAACAAGAGAUCGACAAAGUAUUACGUGGUUAAAAACUCGAAAUACGUACCCCUGCUUUUUAGGCGAAAAGUGCUUCAACUUUCACCUGGAAUCGACUAUCCAGGAAACGUAAAAUGGGAGUUGGCGCUGGCACUGCUCGCUGCUUGGGUUCUCUGCUACUUCGCUAUAUUCAAAGGCUGCAAAUGGACCGGAAAGGUUCUUUACUUUACCGCGUUGUUUCCAUACCUCUUACUCACCAUUCUCCUCAUCAGAGGCCUCACGCUGCCCGGAGCAGCCGAAGGUCUCAAGUUCUACCUUUAUCCUGAUUUCUCAAAACUCGGAAAUUCGAAGAUUUGGAUCGAUGCGGUGACGCAAAUCUUCUUCACCUACGGUCUGGCACUUGGGGCAAUCGUCGCACUCGGCAGCUAUAACAAGUACCACAACAGCAUCGUGAAACAGGCCUCGUUCAUAUGUAUUCUGGACAGCUCAACGAGCUUCUUCGCUGGCUUCAUCGUAUUCUCCUUCAUAGGAUUCAUGGCCAAAGAACAAGGCCAGCCGGUCAGCAAAGUUGCAGAAUCAGGUCCUGGUUUAUUAUUUCGUGUUUAUCCGUCAGGACUACUACAGCUACAGGGAACAGCGUUUUGGUCGGCCUUGUUUUUCUUUACUAUAAUUCUGAUUGGAAUUGAUUCUCAGUUCUGCACAAUGGAAGGAUUUUUCACGGCGAUCAUCGACGAAUGGCCGAUGUUCCUGCGAAAGAAAUACCGAAGAGAAAUAUUCAUUCUGAUAAUAUGCAUAAUUUCAUAUCUCAUUGGACUCAGCACAGUGACAGAGGGUGGUCUAUACGUUUUCCAAGUUUUCGAUUACUACGGUGCCAGUGGGUGGGUGCUGCUUUGGUUGCUGUUUUUCGAAUGCAUAGCAAUAUCAUGGUGUUAUGGACUGGAUAAAUGGUUUGAAAACCUGAAGGACAUGCUCGGAUACUACCCAAGCGCUUGGUGGAGGUUUUGUUGGAAAUACGCAUGCCCGGCCGUUUGUUUCGGAGUAACCAUCUUCACACUUGUACAAUACAAAGGGGCAACGUUGCCAAAUUACACGUUCCCCGUUUGGGCUGAUGUCGUCGGUUGGCUGAUAGCUAUGUCGUCUAUGCUUUGGGUUCCGGGAUACGCGAUAUAUCUUUACUGUGUCACUCCCGGUACUGUUAAAGAAGUAUGUACUGUACAUUUUAGACAUAUCCUCGCCGGUGCUGUUGUAUGCAGUUUAGCAGUCGUCAGAACAACAAAGCUAACCUGA
Messenger RNA from Soboliphyme baturini, 1392 nucleotides. NCBI's taxonomy places the organism in Eukaryota, Metazoa, Nematoda, Enoplea, Dioctophymatida, Soboliphymatidae. The record is from the annotation of a GenBank genome assembly.